AUGGAGAACACACUUCCUCUCAAUCUUUGUCGUGUCAAAAAAACUAAUCUAAUCAUAAACAGGCUGCAUAUUUUUACUCAUGGCUUUGCUCUUUUGGCCCUGAUUUAUUAUAGAACAAAUUUUCUGUUCCAAAUUACCAAAUUCAGGGACAAAAACACACCAUUUUUGCCCCAUGUUUUAGUGUUUCUCUCUGAGCUUAUACUCUCUUUUCUUUGGCUUUUGAGCCAGGCUUUUCAAUGGAACCCGAUUUCCAGAAAGGUUUUUCCAGAAAGAUUGCCUGGAAAUGAUAAACUUCCAUCCAUUGAUGUGUUUAUUUGCACUGCAAAUCCCAUAAAAGAGCCUAGUGUAGAUGUUAUGAACACUCUUAUAUCAGCAAUGGCCCUGGACUAUCCUGCUGAUAAACUUCAUGUGAAAUACGAGGUGAAGACGAGGUGCCCCGAGGCUUAUUUUUUAGCAGACGAAAGUGAGGAGGGAAAUGAAAAGUUUAGCAGCACUGAAUUCAUUGCUGAGAAAAAGAAAAUUGAGGAAAAGUAUGAAGAGUUCAAGUGCAGAAUACUGAAGAUAGUAGAAAAUACGAGCAGUUUUACUAGCAGAGAUCAUGAUCCUUUAAUUCAGGCGAUUAACGAUGAAAAUUGUGGAGUGGGUCCAGAUGAAACAGAGAUGCCUCUCCUUGUUUACGUUUCUCGUGAAAAAAGGCCUUUUCAUCCGCAUCAUUUUAAAGCUGGAGCGCUCAACGUCCUUCUUCGGGUAUCUGGUUAUAUCAGCAAUUCUCCAUACAUACUAGUGUUGGACUGUGAUAUGUACUGCAACGAUCCGACAUCAGCCCGCCAAGCAAUGUGUUUCUUUCUUGAUUCCAAAAUAUCCCCAAAACUUGGUUUUGUUCAGUUCCCACAGAAAUUUCACAAUAUCAGUGAGAAUGACAUCUACGACAGUCAGUUGAGAUUUGUUUGGCCGAAACUCGAAGGUGUGGAUGGGCUUAGGGGGUCUAUGUUAGCUGGUACCGGUUUUUACAUAAAGAGGGAAGUGCUCUAUCGAACUUCCGACAUUCAAGAGGAUGUUGAUCUUGUCCAGCUACAAAAGUCAUUUGGUCCCUCCAAUGAGUUCAUCAAAUCACUUCAACGAAAUUACAAACCAAAUGCGUUGAAGGAUAAAGAGGUUUCUGGUGUAUUGCUGAAAGAAAUAAAAUUUCUAGCCUCUUGUAGUUACGACAGUAACACUAAAUGGGGCAAAGAGGUGGGAUUCAGAUAUUUUUCUGUGGUGGAAGACUACUUUACUGGCUUAAAUUUACAUUGCAAUGGCUGGAUUUCAGUUUAUUUGGAUCCAGCAAGGCCAUGUUUCUUGGGUUCAGCUACUACAAAUCUCAAUGAGAUUUUUGUUCAAUACACACGAUGGGUAGCCGGAUUGGUGGAAGUUGCUGUCUCGAGGUUUUCUCCUCUUAUAUACGGGCCACUGAGAAUGUCGAUUCUCCAAAGCAUGUGUUAUGCAAAAUUUGCCUAUGAUUCUUUAAUCUUCUUGCCUAUUUAUUGUCUAGCCAUUAUUCCUCAACUCUGUCUGCUUCAUGGCAUUCAUCUCUAUCCCAAGGUAUCGAACCCAUUUUUCAUCGUGUUUUCAUUCCUAUUCCUCUCAUCUCAACUCAAACACAUACAAGAGGUCAUCUCGACUGGACAUUCAAUACGAACAUGGGCUAUAGAACAGAGAAUUUGGAUGCUAAGGUCACUUACCUGUUACAUGUAUGGAACUUUAAAUGGCAUUUUGGAGAUUAUUGGAUUAAGAGAAGCCAGUUUCCUGCCAACAAAUAAGGCAGUAAACGAUGAACAGUCCAAACUUUAUCAAAUGGGAAUCUAUGAUUUUCGAGCAUCAUUUCUGUUAUUAGCUCCAUUGUGCACCUUAUACAUUCUAAAUUUAGUCGUCUUUAUAAUUGGAGUCGCAAAGAUUUUCCAUGUUCAGCAAGCGAGCGAGAUGUUUAUACAACUUUUCAUCCCAUUAUUCGGCAUAUUGAUCAAUUAUCCAUUGUUUGAAGGAAUGUUCUUGAGGAAGGUACUUCCCUCUCAACGUGGUAGACAUACACUUCUUUCUUCUGCCCUUUGUAUUGUUAUUUUGUCGUGUGGAUCCCUUGUUCUGAUUUAUUAA
Messenger RNA from Fraxinus pennsylvanica, 2130 nucleotides. The record is from the annotation of a GenBank genome assembly. NCBI's taxonomy places the organism in Eukaryota, Viridiplantae, Streptophyta, Magnoliopsida, Lamiales, Oleaceae.